GCUGGGAGCUUCCCUGCUCGUCUCGCUUUGGUUCGGUCGGUAGCGGUGUGCCGAGGGGAGGCUCCGUCCCCAAGGCAGCCUGCGGGGGAAGUGCGCUGGGUGGGGGCAGCCAGGAAAGGAGGAUCUCUCUCGGCGGCUUCUCCUAAAAUCCAUCAGCGAGCUGCGAGCAGGGAAGAGUUUGGCACCGGGCAGGCGAGGCUGGGCUGCCUCCGCAGCCGCGAUGCCGCUGUACUGAGCGCGGCUCUGCAACUCGGGGGGACGGAGCUCACCCCCCCACUUCCACCACCGCCCCCCCUCGCAGACCCAGUCCAGCGCCAGCAGCACUAGUGGCUCGUCCUUGCAGCUCUGCUGUAUGAGGACCGGACCGAGGGCUGGGCGACUCGGCGCCUGCUAGGGCUGCUCUCCGCCGCGCCCCCCGCUCCAGCCGGACUUGCCCCGGCAGCGCCGAGGAGCAGCCCGCAGCCCGCAGAGUUGUGUCGGCAGGCUCCGUGCGAUGGCGAGGCUGCGGAGGAGCAAACUAGCCGCUGGAUUUCUAUUACUUUUCCAGUGCCUGAGCGAGCGCUGCCAGCUCGCCGGCGGAGCGACGGCGCCGAGGCAGAGCCACGGUGUGCUUUAUGAAGUUGUUCAGAGCUUCCCUGGGGUGGUGGACAAUGUGGAAGUGGAUACACAUGUGAGCAGCCACAGGUGGAGAAGGCACUCGGAGGCUCUCAAAUCCCUCAACACCAACAGAGCCAGCUUGGGGCAGGACUCUGCCGAGCCAGGGGGUUUCUCGGAUGUGCUGCUGGAAGAGGGGCACGACAACACCACCCAGAUUGAGGAGGACACAGAUCAUAACUACUACACUUCAAGGACGUAUGGCCCCUACGAUUCGACCAGCAGGGAUCUGUGGGUCAAUAUAGACCAGAUGGAGAAAGACAAAGUCAAGAUCCACGGGAUCCUUUCCAACACCCACCGACAAGCUGCAAGAGUCAACCUGUCCUUCGAUUUCCCAUUUUAUGGCCAUUUUCUCCGUGAAAUUACUGUGGCAACUGGGGGUUUCAUCUACACUGGAGAAGUUGUGCACCGAAUGCUGACAGCUACCCAAUAUAUAGCACCUUUGAUGGCAAAUUUUGACCCCAGUGUCUCAAGAAAUUCCACAGUCAGAUACUUUGAUAAUGGCACAGCACUAGUUGUCCAGUGGGACCAUGUACACCUGCAGGAUAAUUACAACCUGGGCAGUUUCACUUUUCAGGCCACCCUGCUCAAUGAUGGGCGAAUCAUUUUCGGCUACAAAGAAAUCCCUGUUGCUGUGACCCAGAUAAGUUCCACCAACCACCCUGUCAAAGUGGGACUCUCCGAUGCGUUCGUGGUCGUGCACAGGAUCCAGCAGAUUCCCAAUGUUCGUCGCCGGACGAUUUACGAGUACCACCGUGUGGAGCUGCAGAUGUCCAAGAUCACCAAUCUCUCAGCUGUUGAGAUGAUUCCUCUUCCAACUUGUCUCCAGUUUACCACCUGUGGGCCCUGUGUCACUGCCCAGAUUGGCUUCAACUGUAGCUGGUGCAGUAAACUCCAAAGAUGCUCCAGUGGUUUCGACCGGCACCGGCAAGAUUGGGUAGACAGCGGCUGCCCUGAAGAGUCCAAGUACAAGAUUUGUGAGAAUGCAGACACAACUGAAACACCUCCACACUCCACCACCACCUUUCUGCCAACCACCACAAGGUUCAGAGUAUUAACCACCACCAGAGGAUCCAGCACUUCCCACCUGCCAACCAGCCUGCCCACAGAAGAUGACACCAAGAUAGCUCUGCACCUCAAAGAUAAUGGAGCUUCCACGGACGACAGCGCGGCAGAGGAGAAAGGCGGAACGCUUCAUGCGGGCUUGAUUGUUGGCAUCCUAGUGCUGGUCCUCAUCGUGGCUGCAGCCAUCCUCCUGACCAUCUACAUGUACCAUCACCCAACCUCAGCAGCCAGCCUCUUCUUUAUAGAGCGACGUCCGAGCAGGUGGCCAGCAAUGAAAUUCCGGAGGGGAUCUGGACAUCCUGCCUAUGCUGAAGUGGAGCCAGUUGGAGAAAAGGAAGGCUUCAUCGUGUCAGAGCAGUGCUGAGAUCUCUAGGACAAACCACCAGUAGUGGCCUACAGGUGUAAGACAUUCACUUUGCCUCUCUUGAAAGAAAAGGAGUCCUCAGCUGCUGUAGCCUGAUAGGAAGAAGAUUUUGGAUCAGCUUUGUCCAAGAAGAAAAACUAUCUAAGAUACCAGAUCAGCACUGCACAGUAGUCUUUGUUAGUGGACUGGCAGGGUGGCUCCUGCAGAACUCUUGUCAGUGGACACCUAGGGAAUCAGAGGGAUGGCACAAGUGCCAUGGUGUUGGCUUUAGGUAUGGGGAUGCCCAGUAAUCAAAACCAUAAUAAAGCUUUGGUGCACCAGGGUGUUACCCUUUGCUUCUAGUGUUCUUCUCUGGUAUCUCAAA
Molecule: messenger RNA, 2447 nt
Organism: Dryobates pubescens (Downy woodpecker)
Lineage: Eukaryota; Metazoa; Chordata; Aves; Piciformes; Picidae
Gene: PLXDC2
Product: plexin domain containing 2
Exons: 14
Coding region: 494-2083 (529 amino acids)
Source: RefSeq, a predicted model, not a curated record